Messenger RNA from Paramecium tetraurelia, 799 nucleotides. RefSeq lists its product as uncharacterized. NCBI's taxonomy places the organism in Eukaryota, Ciliophora, Oligohymenophorea, Peniculida, Parameciidae. The record is from RefSeq and is a predicted model, not a curated record. Gene Ontology annotation, molecular function: palmitoyl-(protein) hydrolase activity; carboxylic ester hydrolase activity. Gene Ontology annotation, biological process: protein depalmitoylation. The transcript is spliced from 3 exons. Gene Ontology annotation, cellular component: cytoplasm.
AUGCCAUUUAAAUUUCAUAAAUUAAAACAAUUCUUCAUGUCUGCCAAACCACAAAAUCUUGACGACGGUAGUUUGAUACUCAAUCCAAAAGCAGCACACAAAUAUUCCCUGAUAUGGAUGCAUGGUUUAGGAGAUACUGCAUAUGGAUUUUUAGAUGUCUUUUAGCAAUUCCCAGUAGUAAAAGCAGAAACCAAAGUGCUCUUGCUUCAAGCUCCAUAAAGAGCAGUGACAAUAAAUAUGGGAAUGAAAUUCUCAAGUUGGUUUGAUAUCAAAGUGCUUAAGACAAAUGCGAAUGUUGAACAAUUCAUUUAAAAUUUUCAGGAUACUGUUUCAAUGGAAGAAAUACAAGAUUCUAAAAAAAUUGUCACAAAUUAUUUGGACCAAGAAGUGAAAUUAGUUUCAUCUAAAAAUGUAUUCAUCGGUGGAUUUUCUUAAGGAUGCUGUAUGGCUUUGGAAACAGCCUUCAGCUAUCCAUAACCAUUAGGAGGAAUAGUGGGUUUGUCUGGUUAUUUAUUCCCAACCACUUAAAUUAAUGAUGUCCAAAAAGAGACCCCCAUAGUUCUCGUUCACGGCGAAUAAGAUCAGAUGAUUCCAUGCAAUUUAUCAAAGAUAAGCUAUUAGAGAUUGGACAACUCAAAGAGGCAAAUGUUUAAUCAUCAUGUAAUUCCAAAGAUGGGUCAUGAAGUUCCAAUGCCUGUUAUUAAGGUGAUGUUAGAUUUCUUCUAGAAUGCAUAGAAAUGAUAGGAAUCAUUCUUGAACAAUUUAUCAUUAAUAAAAAGAAUAAGCAAUUCAUAUAUUA